This is a messenger RNA of Elgaria multicarinata webbii, 1927 nucleotides long. RefSeq names its product target of EGR1, exonuclease (gene TOE1). Lineage: Eukaryota; Metazoa; Chordata; Lepidosauria; Squamata; Anguidae. Gene Ontology annotation, molecular function: 3'-5'-RNA exonuclease activity; snRNA binding; metal ion binding. Gene Ontology annotation, biological process: snRNA 3'-end processing. The record is from RefSeq and is a predicted model, not a curated record. Gene Ontology annotation, cellular component: cytoplasm; Cajal body. The transcript is spliced from 8 exons. The coding region runs from base 124 to 1746 and encodes 540 amino acids.
CAGCGAGGGAGAUGGUGUCGCUUUGACGGACUCGCAUUGCUAUUAGCCAGGGACAAGGAGACUGUGGCGGAGGAGACUCCGGUCUCGUCUGUAGGCUGGCCUCAUAGGUGUCAUUCUGUGAGGAUGACUUCCUUGAAGGUCCCGGUCAUCGAUGUCCAGAAUGAUAAUUUCAAAGAACUCUGGCCAUCCAUGCUCUUGGCCAUCAAAACUUCUAGUUUUAUUGCUAUUGAUACGGAACUUAGUGGGCUUGGAGCAAGGAAAAGUUUGUUGAACCAAUGUAUUGAAGAACGAUACAAAGCUGUUUGCAAUGCUGCCAGAACACGCUCCAUUUUGUCUCUAGGAAUUGCUUGUUUCAAACAGCUCCCUGAUAAGACGGAAUACACAUACCUCUCCCAGAUCUACAACUUGACCCUGCUCUGCAUGGAGGAUUAUAUCAUUGAACCACAGUCAGUUCAGUUCUUGGUGCAACAUGGCUUUGACUUCAACAAGCAGUAUUCUCAAGGCAUUCCCUAUCAUAGGGGCAAUGACAAGGGAAAUGAAAACCAGAGCCAGACUGUCCGUACAUUUUUCCUGGAACUGAUCCGAGCUAGGAAGCCUCUCAUCCUGCACAACGGUUUAAUUGAUCUGGUCUUCCUGUACCAGUGCUUCUAUGCUCACCUACCUGACAACUUGGGCACCUUUACUGCUGAUCUUUCAGAAAUGUUCCCAGCUGGCAUCUAUGACACCAAGUAUGCCUCUGAGUUUGAGGCACGCUUUGUGGCUUCUUACUUAGAGUAUGCCUACAAGAAAUGCAAACGUGAGAACUGCAGGUUGAAGGACUCCAAAAAGCAGCACCUCAGCAUAGAGUUCUGCAACUAUCCUGCCAGUAUAGCUUCCUACAUUGAUUACCGCUUCUGCUCUCUGUCUGAUGCCAACCAACCUGGGAUCGACACUACUAACAAAGUAGCCAUCUGCCAGACAUUUUCUGCUUAUGGCUGGUGCCCAGAUGGGCUGAAGUGUUCACAGUCUCACAACAUAGAUCUGAUAAUUAAUGAGGAUGAGAACCACAAAGAGGAGAAGCGGAAGAAAAGGAAGCAGAAAUGGAAGCGGCGGAAGAAUUUUGUAGAGCACUCAAAACAACCUGAGUUACAAAGCACUGAGAAGGAUGGAGAAGUGGUGGUGGCUUGUAAUAUGGAAGAGGGACCCCCUUCCAAGCAGUCCUGUCCUAGCAAUGCAAUUGCUCCUACUGUAGACUCUGCAGGCACAGAGACUGUGUCUAGUAAUGAGGAGUGUUCUAUGGAUGUGGAACGAGAACUAGGCUGCGACAGUGCAGCUGAUGCCAAGAUGGAUGAGGAACAAAACAAUGCCACAGACAACGAGGACAUCACUUCUUCGCCAUUCAAAGAUGGCCAGCAAGAAAAGGCAGCAGAGACUGAAGGAUUGAGGGCAAAGGUGCAGCUAGAAUGUGCUACUGCAGUGAUCUUAUCUGCCACAGAGAAUCCAGUGACACCUAUGCCUAGGUGUUCAGAGGGGGGUAUUCACCGGGCUGGCUUUGAUGCCUUCAUGACAGGUUAUAUCAUGGCAUAUGUCCACAUGCUCAAAAAUGGUGAACAUGAAGACUCCAAUGAAGGGCCUUGGUUGCCAGACUGUCACAACAAACUGUACCUCAGUGGGAAGUCUGUGCCCCUUCAGAUUGUAAAAAGUUUGUUUUCUAAAUCCUCCAAAGCUCACAGCCAGAAGAUGAAAUUGGCUUGGGCUAGUAGUUAGAGCCAGAAUCACCACUAUAGAAGACUCUAAAUAAGAACUGCUAGGAACUGCUGGAAACAGAGCAACAUCUAGCCACAAUCCUCAAACCAGAGUAGUGCUACUUGGAAUAGGUGGCAUAAGAGCGGCAACAUGCAUGUGGAUUUGUUUUUAAACAUUUGCACAAUUAAAUUACUCUAUACUA